Patiria miniata (bat star) is the source of this 1760-nucleotide messenger RNA. Its product is annotated as cytosolic non-specific dipeptidase-like. Gene Ontology annotation, molecular function: metallodipeptidase activity. NCBI's taxonomy places the organism in Eukaryota, Metazoa, Echinodermata, Asteroidea, Valvatida, Asterinidae. Gene Ontology annotation, biological process: proteolysis. Gene Ontology annotation, cellular component: cytosol. Bases 224 to 1660 code for a protein of 478 amino acids. The record is from RefSeq and is a predicted model, not a curated record. The transcript has 13 exons.
CAAUCAGGAAAUAGCGCUGGGAUUUUCCCAGGAUAUACACUUCGAAGUAUCGGUACUGCAUUUGUAGGCAUGUCACUUAUAUUUUGCACGUUGAGCAACGAUUGGUAAAAAUAUUAUUUCGAUAUCCAAGGAAUCGAAUCUUUGUCGUCACCUGUUGAAAUUUAGACUCCAAUCCCGGACGGAAAAUUUCGUCAGUUGUCGCAAUCUGAAAUUAUCUGCAAACAUGGCUGGAGAAUUUCUUCCCAAGCUUUUCAGCUUCAUUGACGAAAAUCAGGAUGAGUACGUCAAGAGAUUGGCUGAUGCAGUUGCCAUACAGAGUGUGUCUGCUUGGCCGGAGAAACGAUCGGAGGUCAAACGCAUGCUGGAAGUAGUGGCCCAGGACCUCCGAAAGCCAGAAGUCGGAGCGACGAUUGAGCUAGCAGACAUCGGCAUGCAGGAGUUGGAGGAUGGAACGCGCAUCCCGUUGCCUCCUAUCCUCCUUGGUCACCUUGGCGACGACCCCAAGAAGAAAACGGUCUGCAUCUAUGGUCACUUGGAUGUGCAGCCGGCCAAAAAAGAGGAUGGCUGGUCGACCGACCCGUUCGUUCUGACUGAAGUUGACGGCAAGUUGUACGGACGUGGCUCGACUGAUGACAAAGGACCUGUACUAUCCUGGCUGAACGUCAUUGAAGCCUACUGCGCCUUGAAGCAAGACAUUCCCAUCAACAUCAAGUUCUGCUUUGAAGGAAUGGAAGAAUCAGGCUCUGAAGGUUUAGAGGAAUUGAUCGUGGCUCGUAAGGACACAUUUUUCAAGGACGUGGACUACGUGUGCAUCUCCGACAACUAUUGGCUGGGCAAGAACAAGCCGUGUAUCACAUACGGUUUGAGGGGGUUGUGCUAUUUCUUCGUGGAUGUGGAAUGUUCCAAGAAGGACCUGCAUUCUGGUGUCUAUGGGGGCUCUGUGCAUGAAGCCAUGACGGACCUGAUAGCGCUAUUGGACAGCCUAGUAGACGUCACAGGUCACAUCAAGGUCCCUGGUGUCUACGACAAAGUCGCUGAACUGACGGAGGAAGAAGCCAGUCUCUAUGGACCAAUCGACUUUGACAUGGAGGAAUAUCGUCAGGAGAUUGGAACUGAACGUCUGCUUCACGAUACCAAGGAGAAGAUUCUGCAGCAUCGUUGGCGCUAUUCGUCCCUGUCCAUCCACGGAAUCCAGGGGGCCUUUGACGGACCCGGUUCAAAGACAGUGAUCCCUCGCAAAGUGACUGGUAAAUUCUCCAUCCGUCUGGUACCCAACCAAUCGCUGGAAGAUAUUACACAGUUGGUAGUGAAGUAUCUGACUGAUAUUCACAAGGCGCGAGGCUCACCCAAUAAAAUAAACAUUUCGGUACACUUCAGAGCGAAGAGUUGGCUGAGUGAGUUUGACCAUCCUCACUACAUUGCUGGCCGCAAGGCCGUCAAAACAGUCUUCGGGACUGAGCCCGACAUGACACGUGACGGCUGUAGCAUCCCUGUGUGCCUGGCGUUCCAGAACGUCGCCAAUCAGAACGUCAUGUUGCUACCCUUGGGCGCGUGUGACGACAGCGCUCACUCUCAGAACGAGAAAUUCAACCGCUCCAACUACAUCAACGGGGUUAAACUACUAGGAGCCUACUUUGAGGAGGUAGCUAAACUGGAGUAAAACCGCCUAAACUGGUUGAACCGACCACUAGCUUGGAUUGAAGGUUUUAUUAACCAGCUCUCACUUUCAACUGUUUAGGAUUGGAAGCUCCUUUAAAGCA